This is a messenger RNA of Blastomyces gilchristii SLH14081, 3553 nucleotides long. RefSeq names its product Amt4. The transcript is spliced from 4 exons. The record is from RefSeq and is a predicted model, not a curated record. The coding region runs from base 228 to 1160 and encodes 310 amino acids. Gene Ontology annotation, biological process: biosynthetic process. Lineage: Eukaryota; Fungi; Ascomycota; Eurotiomycetes; Onygenales; Ajellomycetaceae.
AAAAGCUCAAAAACACUAAUUGACUUUCUAGGUAAAAAGUCAGCCGCGCUUAAAAAUAAUCGAGAUAUUCUUCGCAGCAUGCCCUCGAAAGACCGUCACUUGCACGUCGCACUGGGCUGUUUCCUACCCCGCGCGCCUGAUGUGUUGGCGAUGAACUAAAUUUUUGAAGCUUCAACUGCGAUCCUGGUCAACGCUUCUAACACCCCGACCAUGCCAUAAACACAGCCAUGAAAGACUGCAUAUAUAUGAUACAGCCUGCGCCGCCUGGGCAUGAGAAAGCACCACCCCUUGUACUCAUUCACGACGGUGGCGGAACAACCGUAUCAUAUUGCUAUUUAGAUUCCCUGGACAGAGCAGUCUAUGGUAUACAGAACCCGCGUCUGUAUUCCGGCCAGCCUUGGGACCAUGGACUCCCGGAAAUGGCUAAGGUGUAUGCGAACCUGAUACUUUCAGUUGUGCCAUCGGGACGGCUUCUAUUGGGUGGAUGGUCACUAGGCGGAAUUCUGUCGUUGGAAGUGGCCAGCAUCCUGCUCAGGACAUCCACGGUCCGCAUUGUCGGGUUGGUCAUGGUUGACUCUAUCUACCCACUGGCGAUUUCGCAAGCCAAAUCGAAUGUUGUUGGCCCUCAGCCAGUGUUUAACAAAGAUACCCGGCCCGAAACCCGCCGACUUGUUUCCCAAUGCAUGGAGUUGGCUCAACCUAUGGCCGAUAACUGGAUUCCACCCGUGUGGAGUGGAUGUAGCGACUCGGAUUUGAUUCUGAAAAGGGCUAAAUUAGAGAAAGAGCUCUCUUUGAUUGAUUCGAAACCGUCAACUGAGGCCGUGGCACCUGAUGAGACUCACCUUGAUAUGAAUUGGAGUCCGGAAAACGGGGCGACGGUAUCGAACAUCGACACCCAGCUUCCAUCCAUCCCCAAAACGAUUAUCCUUCGUUGUGACGACUACGUUCCAGUGUCAAGGCCAGACCUACCGGAUGCAGUCUGCAGGGUCGAUGUCGUGCGCGAACUUCGGAUUCUGGGCUGGGAAAAGUAUCCAAAUCAUUUCACGCCCACAGUCUUGAGCAUACCUGGCCACCACUUUAACAUGUUUACAGAUGAAUAUAUUGAUGAGGUCUCAACUCAGAUUAAACAGGCAUGCAGAAUGCUGGAGCGUGAUUGCUAGGUCCUAUAUAGGAUAGAUAUCCUUUAGGAUACAUUUUCGGUCAAUUUGACAACAGGUUAUCACUGACCUGAUUGAAAUUUGUAAUCGUUGUUCUCUUCUCCUUCCCUGUAAAAAGAACUGAACCUACAUCAGUUUUGAAUAUUUGUUCUUUCUUGUCUACAACAUCUUCUUUCACAUCUCUGCACUGCAACAAGCUACCCUGAUGAACUACUUUGCAUGCUGGAGAAGCUGUAAUACUUUUCUAGCUUGCAUCCUCCCACUACUUUCUUUGUACAAUUCAGUUGUUUCCUCAUCACCAUUGACCUGCCUUGUUUGACCCAAAAGACCAUUGUAUAUUGCCCAUCAUCAGCCAAACACCGUGUUCUUGAUAGAAAGAAGCUCUUGCUUCUUUAGCAGUGCAUCGGUGCUUCCGUUAUCUACCGAAUUACAUGUUUAUAUCGAAGCCGUCUGCUCUGCGGCAUCGAAGACCGGCCUAUUUUACUCGAACACUUUCCACAUUUUCAAUACCCGUUCGGGACUGGCGUGCCAUCGAGCGUCUAUAACAUCUUGCUCCAUCGCAACAGUAGCAUAUCACCACCACUGCCCCUGGGACACCGAUCCACAUCGCAGUGUGAUAUACAAGUAGGUGUCACCCAGUCCUUAGAGAAACAAAAGUGGACCUGUAAAGCGCAGUGCUGAAUCAAACCUACACGGGCUAACAAACAAGCCACGACGGAACAUACGCAGAAAUAUCCUUUUUGCACGCACAAUGUGCUUUCAAUUCCAAUAUAUCUACAGCUGUACUCAUAUUACUUAUGGUCCCAAAUUUGGCCCUUGUCCUACGCCCUGCCCUGACCGCUGGGUCACGUUCAUCCCCGUAAACAUGGGUGGUCCAUGCAGCUGGUGUAGAGCACCAUACAACCGAUAGUGGCCAUGUCGAGCAUCAAUGACGAAACAUGAGCCACGGUCUUUUAUUAGUACUCUCACACGCACGAAUCGAUGGCGUCAGACUCAUUGCGACCAUUUGUCCUCAGGGGAUAUUGAGCGAGAAGAUUAUCGAUCAUACUGGGUUUAUAAGUCAGGGGGGAUUAUAACCUUCUAUCAUCUUUGAGACUCAGAGCUUUCUCUUUUCGCAGAACUUUGAUGGCUAGACUUUCGAUGUCUAUUUAUUCAUGUGAUGGUUAAACCCGAGGAGAGGGGGGGAAAGGAGAGGGCGGUUGAGAGCUAUACUUUUUUUUCCCUUUUUUUUCCCUUCUUUUUUUUCCCCUUCUGGCAACUCAAUUUGACGACGUUACGCAUAUGGUAAGGUUUUGAAGUUUAUAGCAUGAAAUGAAGUCCUUGAAGCUAUGUAGUUAUCAUUGUGUGCAUGAUAUAAUUUCCCACUGCAGGUUGACUGGCUAGUUCCGAAUAUUUAACUUAAAUAUUAUCGGGCCAACGGUUUUGUAGCGUAAUCUGUCCAUUUAAAACCCCCUUCGCCUCUUGAUUUGCUAACUCCUUGUUUGUUAUUUAUACUAUUGAUAAAAAAUAUCCAUCUCUACGCUAAUUCAACCCAGAAUAUUGUCUUCUAUGUAUUCUUAGCCGUAAUACUGCCUAUUAUUGGACCUGUCAACACCAACAUACGCCUACUCUCUUGCCUCUCGAAUAUUCUCAUUCCUAGGUGAUACUCAUCCUUGGAUCCUAUCCCAUACGCUCCGGGGCGAUAAUCCAGCGGACCUAAAUGGGGAAUUAAAGAGGACAGCGUCGUUCCAAUUGAAUUAUGAGAAUAUCACCGAUGCGGGAAUCGGUGAGCUGCUGAAUAAAGAAGAAGGGGAAAUAAACGCCAGGCGCUGCUGGCAAUUAUAGAGGAGUUCAUAUGGCAACUCUCAUCUUCCUCAUUAUUAACCAAAGAGGUGGCGCCAGCACCCAGGGAGCAAGUCAAAGAGGACAAGUAUCUUAGUAAGUAGUUAUAUGGUUUGUGGUGGGGUGGAUAGCGUAGUGGUAAAAGUGCUGUCCAUGGAAGGCUGUGGGGGAAUGAGACACGAAGGUUGCAACUUGCAGGAUUAAUAUUGAAUCAUGCCUCCAUCAUACGAUUGAUUUUAUCAUAAAAUGAUUUUAUCAUAAUCUAUUGAUCACAUUCAUAUUCUGGGGCCAAUUUUGGCUACAGAGGGUUAAUCAAUAGAUAGAAUGAUAUUAAGUUCUAGUGUAUGAAGAUUGUCUUUAUAUUCACUUAGAUUUAAUCAGAUUUUGAUAAUUUUCUCUGAACAGUCUAGUUUCGAGAUAUCAAAGAAUCAGAAUCAUAAUAGAUUUCAAAUUAAGAGUAGUGAAAGAAUUCUUCUGAUCAAUGAUGUACUGUAUAUUACAAAAAAGCUAUGUAAUUGGUAAAAGCCUGUUUGAGACCCUGUAUACAUCUAAAUAGGCGUUUUAGACGAUGUUAC